UUUCACAUUUUUGAAUAUCUAUUAAUUUAUGCAAGAAAAUGGAAAACUUUGUGUACCCAGAUGACUACGACACUUCGGAACUCGAGGAACAAGCAAAAGCGCAACCAGUUGUAGUUAACACUGAGAUUGAAAUUCCUAUACCUGACUACACCGAUGAGGAAUUAGACACUUUGGUACAAUAUGUGAAGUCUUUGGUAAUGCUUCGUUGUUACGAUGUAGACAGUUGGUCGGAAAGAGCAAUUACCAAUAUUCGCCGAUGGUUUAUGAAUAUUAAUUUUUUGUACUUAACUACAUUUUACGAUAGUGGAUUUAUUGAGGCAUGUUGUGGAUUUCCAUUAGCACCUGUAGGGGAUAUUUGUUAUUUUGAACGAAAACCUUUAGAAAUAUUUAGAAGUAGUACGUUUCACACAGACGUUAUGAGAGGAUCGCUUCAAGUGGACUUAGAUGGUUGCUUACUAGAUACUAUCAAUCAUGUAUAUUCCUUAUUAGUAAGAAAUACAGUGCUUUGGAAUGAAAAUUUGAAAUUUAUAAUGGUUAAAGAUUUGGAUAAGUUUUUAUCCAUUCUCAAUAAUUUUCACCAUAGACUCGCAGGAACUACAGUGCUGUUUGUUCCACACAAAUCAAAAGUACCAAUGGUUGCAUCUGAAAAUGAUGACGAUGAUGAACGGGAUGACAACAAAUGUAUGGAAACUCUUGUGCUGUACUGGACUACUCAAAUCCGAGCCCUUUUAAGUGAUAAGAUACUAAUUGCUGAUAAUGAGCUAUUAAUACCAGAAGACGAAUUAAAUUUUUGGAUAUAUCGAUGUGAAAUACUACAAGGUCUAUACAAUCAGUUUUUUCACACUGAUGUUGCUGGUGUAAUACGAAUCUUGCGACAAAUCCAUUCCGUGUAUGUGAAGCAAAUCGAUGAUUUAAUUCAGCAUUGUUUGAGAGAAAUUGCUGAAGCCAAAUUAAAUAUCAAAUUUCUUAGCCUUAUGAUAAAACCCUGUAACAGAAUGGAAGAAGCAAGAAAGUUAAGCGAAAUCACGCAAUUCAUUCCUGAUUUCAUAAAUACUGUACGAUUUAUUUGGACAAAUUCUAAGCAUUACAAUCGACGUGAUCAAAUUACCAAUAUUUUUCGAUAUUUCACUAACUUUAUUAUAAAAAUGUGUACCAAGCACUUAAGAAUUGAUUAUGUGUUGAGAGGAUACUCGCGUACUGGUAUAAGAUUAGCCAAUCUUAGUUGUGACAUAAUAUUUUGUUACAGGUGGAUGUAUGAUAUUAUGUCGAAAUAUCAUGCCAGACGAAUGCCAAGAUUUGGUUGGGGCUUAGAAAUGGCAAUGAUUUUCAAUCACAUCGAUGCAUUUGUUGAACGCUUAAAUGAUGUGCUUGACAUUUGUGAAGCAAUGAUUGUUUUUGGUCGUUAUGGAGAGAAAGAAGAAAUGCCGAAAGUGCAAUUUGGAGGAACCCAUGGAAUGAUGUUCGAAAAAACAGUCAAAAGUGUUGAAGUUCAGUUCCGAAAAACCUUGCUCAAUCUACGUAACGAUUGUAGAGAUGUGAUACUGAAUGUGCACAGAAACGAAUGGUACGCAGAAGUACUGGUAUAUCGUAAAACAGUGCAGACUUAUGAGGAAACAAUUCAACGUCUAAUGUCUGCUGUUUUUCAACGAAUACGUAACAUAGAGGAAGGUGUUGAAGUUCUUCAUGCCUUAUUUUAUUUUUCCUAUCGUCCAGACUUACGAAAAUUGUACCUGCGUCAAGUCACGGAAUUAUGGGUGAUGGUGAUGGCGGAAAUGGACCACACUGUUACCGCACUAAUGGGUCGUGUCAAGCAUCACCUCUCUUGGAUACCAUACUAUGCACUGCGUGCUCAGUACAAUAUAAUUAAUAUUGAACGUUUAGAGUGGUUGAAAAAUCUAAUUUGGAAUUCAGAUUGGCUGCCAAUCGUUCCUGAAACAAACAUGGCACAAGAUAAAUUCGAAGAUAUACAAUUGACUUUUGAUUCCAACAAAAUCCAGUACUUUGAGGAUUGGUCAAAUGAAAUUGAAAAUGACGAUUUAGAUGCAAAACUUAAUUACACACUGAUUAGGAGAAGUGAAUUAUCAGACGAAAUGAUUGAGUGUAACAUGGAUGAUGCUAUAUUAUAUUGUUGUGAGCAAGCGGUUCACUUUGAAAAAAUGGGAUUCCAAAGUCCUUUUACUGUUAAGCCUGUUCUUGACAAAUACAGUACUAUUCGAUUUGUAUAUAAUAGUGUUGUUAAGGUUUGCAUAGAUUACAACACCAUAGUGAGUUAUUUGUCAGAUAAAGAAAGAGAACUUUUUCGGGCACUUAUACAAGCCUGCGAUCGAAAAAUAUCGCCUGGAGUAUUAAAACUUACAUGGGGAGGCGAACUAAGUGAUGCUUAUGUUGCUGAUUGUGCUCUUCAUACAUCAAGACUUGAGGAAUCACUUAUAACAUAUAAAAGAUCUAACCGCGAGAUCGCAACGGUUUGUAGGCUUAUAUGUGAUUACCCGUUUUUCCAAAUUAAGGAUCCCCCAAUUUCUUCACUCGAUGAAUUUGAAUUUCUCGUUGAAGAUGACAACGAUGACAAUAUGGAUAUAGUCAUUGGAUAUUACAAAGAUUUGCUCGAUUUAGUUUAUGCAGUUUUUGCCGAAUUCGAAAAUUAUAUCAGCGAAAUGCCUACAGAGUGGUUCGAUUAUGUGUAUAUAAUAGAUGCAAUGUUAGCGGUCGGGUUGGUAACAAGUGCGCGUAACUCUCUCGUGAAUAUGCAUUUAAUGCUCACUCCAGAGGGAAAUUUGGAGCCCACACCUAUUAUUCAAUCAUUCCUUGAUAUAAGAUUUGGUGAAAAAAUAUUGGACCCAAGCAUGGAAGACAUUUUUGAGCUAUUUGAACGCAUAUUUGAACAAAUUUGCACCAAUUUAAAUAGUUUCCCUAGAGUUGGCGAAAAAAUGGGAGCGCCGCCUGAGUGUCUCAACAUUUUAUUUCUGGAUUUAUACAAUGAAGAUCAGGACGCACUAACUGUUAAAAUUGCCAUUCUCAGUGAGCUAUACAAUAACAGUGUGGCUAUAGAGAAUUAUAUGGUAUAUUGGGAUACUUAUGCCGAUCUAUGGGAGAUAUCGGAAUCUGAACUCACAAAAAUAAUUGAAUCUUCUGAGCAAACUGCUGAAUAUUAUGAAGAAAUUUUACUUGCUUAUACAGCAAUGGCCAAGGAAAUAGCUGCAGCACCAAAAAGUACCAAUGUUCGUGUAGUGCUAAUCGAGCUAGGUCCAAUUAAAUCAAGUCUUCUCUCAUUGGUCGAAAAAUGGCAGGUAGUUAUGGUCAAAUUACUGCAGAAACGUGCUGCAGCUCGCUUAAAAGGAAUAUAUCGAUACAUUCAUAGAAAUGGCAGGCGAAUAAGGUUUCAGCCACGUAAUUUAAAAGAGGCGAAAGAAGCUACAUUAUUCUACAAUCGUUUAGUAGAAGAAAUUCCACAAAAAGAGAGCGAAUUUCCACAUGUUCGUGCACUUUUUGAUGCCAUUGAUAGGUGCAAUACUGCAAUACCAGAAUUGAUGAGAGUGCUCUUAAUAAACUUAGAUGCUGAAUGGCUGGCAUAUUUAAAAAAAAUUGCUGAAGCGGAGGAAAUGCUUGAAGUAACACGCGAUGAAUUUAAAAAACAUUUAUUAGCCCAGGCUGACAGAUUUAAGACAGCCAUUAAAGAAUUUUUAGCCGACUUUUUUCUUAAGGUCCCAACCUCUAUUGCUACGCAUCCAAAGAUAGCUCUGAAGUAUUUAAAUAUAAUUGGGAACAAAAUCGACGCAUGCUUUGAAUUUGAGAACUCGCUCAUAAAUGAUUUAACGGUAUUUAAUAUAAAUCAAUCAGAAAACUUGGAUCUCCGUAAGCUGCAAGCAGAGUUAGCUAUAAUAAAAGAAAUUUGGGAACUGGUCAAUGAAUGGCAAAAGAACUGGAAUGAGUGGAAAAGUGGGAACUUUUGGGAAAUAAAUAUUGAUAUUAUGGAGGACACGGCCAUUACUUUAUACAAGAGUCUGAACGUUUUAUGUAAGAAAUAUAAAGAUCGCAACUGGGAAAUGUUGGAGGUUACUACAAAAACUCUGGACUCAUUUCGUAGAACCCUACCUCUUAUUACUGCUUUAAAAAAUCCUUGCAUGCGAAAAAGACAUUGGGAUCAAGUUCGGGAAUUAAUGCAAACAGAUUUUGACGAGACAUCAAAAAAGUUUACUUUGGAAUUAAUUAUAGAGUUGGAUUUUCAAUCCUUUUCUGAAGAAAUACAGGAUAUAUCAAAUGCAGCAACUAUGGAACUGCAAAUUGAGAAUGGCAUCAAAAAUAUCGCUCAUAUAUGGAAAACACAAUCGUUUGAAAUGAUGUUUUAUCGCGAUGGCAUAUAUCGUAUUAAAAACGUGGACGAUUGUUUCCAAUUGUUAGAGGAGCAUAUGGUACAAAUUUCGGCAAUGAAAUCGACGCGUUUCGUAGAACCAUUUGCUGAAAUUGUAGAUUAUUGGGAGAGAACAUUAUCAUAUGUAGCAGAGACACUUGAAAACACUUUAAAUGUACAAAGGCAAUGGCUUUAUCUUGAAAAUAUAUUCUCUGGUGAAGAUAUACGUAAGCAAUUGCCAGAGGAAACUGAGAGAUUUAAUUUUAUAACCGAAGAGUUUCGUGUUAUUACGUCAAGAAUGUUCGAGGUUAAGACAGCUGUGAAAGCAACUCAUUUAGGGGGUCCACCAUUUCUUUUAAAACGUUUAUUCAGUAUAAAUGACCGUCUUGAACUUAUUCAACGUGCGCUUGAAAUAUACUUGGAAAGUAAAAGACAGAUAUUUCCAAGAUUUUAUUUUAUAUCGAACGACGAUUUACUAGAAAUUUUAGGAAACGCAAAACGUCCUGAUUUAGUACAAAUUCAUCUGAAAAAACUAUUUGAUAAUUUAUACAAAUUGGAACUUAGAAAAGCAGGUAAAACACUUAACAAGUGGCAAGCAACGGGAAUGUACUCAGACGAUGGUGAACAUGUAGAAUUUCUUAGUCAUGUCUUUCUUGAUGGACCUUCGGAAAGGUGGUUGGCCGGUGUUGAAGAUGCUAUGAUAGCAGUAAUGAAGGAGAGACUUAAAGAAACGCGUGUAUCGCUUAGGAAAUUAAAUACGAACCGAGAGAAAUGGAUAUCUCUAUGGCCAGGACAAUGUAUAUUAACCACAUCUCAACUCACAUGGACCACAGAAUGUACACGGAGUCUAAUACAUUGUCAAAUGGUGAAACAAAAAAAACCACUGCGUAAACUGAAAAGCAAACAGAACAAAGUGUUGAAUAGAUUAUCAGAAAUGAGUCGAAAGGAUUUGGUGAAAAUUAUGCGCCUCAAAGUGAGCACACUUAUCACAGUUGAAAUUCACGGUCGUGAUGUUAUUGAGCGCAUGUAUAAAAACAAUUGUAUCGAUGUUACUCAUUUUGAAUGGUUUUCCCAGCUGCGUUUUUAUUGGCUUCGCGAUAAAGAAAUUUGUUAUAUUCGCCAAACAAAUACGGAGCACAAAUAUGCAUACGAGUAUACUGGGAAUUCUGGCAGACUGGUCAUAACUCCUUUAACAGAUCGAUGCUACAUAACUUUAACGACAGCCUUACACUUGCAUAGAGGUGGCAGUCCAAAAGGCCCAGCUGGUACAGGUAAAACAGAAACAGUGAAAGACUUGGGAAAAGCUUUAGGUAUGUGGGUUAUCGUAACUAAUUGCUCAGAAGGCCUUGACUACAAAAGCAUUGGUAAAAACUUUUCUGGUUUGGCGCAAACUGGUGCUUGGGGUUGCUUUGAUGAAUUUAAUCGUAUAAAUAUUGAAGUGUUGUCCGUCGUCGCCCAACAGAUACUUUCAAUUAUUUCUGCUUUGACUGCGAAAUUGACAGAAUUUGUCUUUGAGGGAACACUUAUAAAAUUGAUACACACUGUUGGUCUCUUUAUAACUAUGAAUCCUGGAUAUGCUGGAAGAACAGAAUUACCGGAUAAUUUAAAAUCAAUGUUUAGACCUAUUUCAAUGAUGGUUCCUGACAAUAUGAUCAUUGCUGAAAACAUUUUGUUUUCUGAUGGAUUUACGAAUACUCGUAGCUUAGCCCGCAAAGUGUAUACAUUGUAUGAAUUGGCUAAACAACAGUUAUCAAAGCAAUACCAUUAUGAUUUUGGUCUACGAUCUAUGGCAGCACUACUGAGAUAUGCUGGCCGUAAACGAAGACAACUGCCCGGAACAAACGAGGAAGAAAUUGUUUAUUUAGCUAUGAGAGAUAUGAAUGUUGCGCGUUUAACUGCGGCCGAUUUACCACUUUUUAAUGGUAUCAUGUCAGACAUAUUUCCUGGAGUUGUUUUACCAGUUAUAGACUAUAGCUAUUUUAAAACAGCUAUUGAAAAUGAACUGCGGGACCAUAAUCUUCAAAUUAUACCCAUUGCCAUUAAGAAGAUAUUGGAACUUUACGAAACAAAAAAUUCUCGACAUUCCACCAUGAUAAUUGGUGAUACAGGUACUGCAAAAUCAAUCACAUGGAAAUGUUUGCAAGGUGCUUUUGGGCGGAUGAAUGCUGACAAGCAUGCAGGCUGGGAGUGUGUUAUUGUACAUCCCAUUAAUCCAAAAGCUUUGAAUUUAGCUGAAUUGUAUGGUGAGUAUAACCUUUCAACUGGAGAAUGGUUAGAUGGUGUCCUUAGUUCUAUAAUGCGUGUUAUUUGUGCUGAUGAGGAACUCACACAAAAAUGGUUACUAUUUGAUGGUCCAGUUGACGCUGUCUGGAUCGAAAACAUGAACUCAGUAAUGGAUGAUAACAAGAUUUUGACAUUGGUUAAUAGUGAACGAAUAACAAUGCCAGCACAGGUAUCACUUCUAUUUGAAGUAGCUGAUUUAGCUGUUGCCUCACCAGCUACCGUCUCCCGGUGUGGAAUGGUUUAUAAUGACUACAAUGACUGGGGUUGGCGGCCAUAUGUGAAAUCCUGGCUUCGAAACCAAAAACCGCCUGAGUAUGUGGAAUUAGUUGAAACUCACUUUGACGAUUAUUUAACUAAAGUGCUAGAGAUGAAACGUACCAAAUGUAAAGAAAUAGUAAAAACAAAUGAGCUUAAUCUGGUUAUUUCAAUGUGCAAGUUGUUAGAGGGGUUUGCUACCAAACAAAACGGAAUAUCCGCACAUAAUAUUGACCAAUUAGAACAAAUGACAAAGUACUGGUUUAUGUUUUGCCUUGUAUGGGGUAUAUGCCCUGUAGUCGAUGAAGAAGGGCGUAAUAGAAUGGAUGCAUAUAUAAGGGAGUUGGAAAGCUGUUUUCCAAUCAAAGAUACAGUGUAUGAUUAUUAUGUAGAUCCACAUCAAAAAGCACUAUUGCCCUGGGACGCCAAACUGUCAGAAACUUGGAGAUAUAAUGCAAAUCAACCAUUUUAUAAGAUAAUUGUACCUACAAUAGACACUGUUCGGUAUGACUAUGUCGUUUCAAAACUACUACAAGAAGAAAAUCCUGUCAUGUUGGUUGGAAAUGUAGGAACUGGUAAAACAUCCACAGCAGUGAGCGUAAUGGAUUCAUGUGACAAAACACGCUAUACAGUGCUAUCCAUUAAUAUAUCAGCCCAAACAACAGCUGCUGGCUUGCAAGAAUCAAUCGAAAACCGCACUGAAAAACGUACGAAAACAUAUUUCGUUCCAAUAGGUGGCAAAAAAAUGGUGUGCUUUAUGGAUGAUUUUAACAUGCCUGCAAAGGACACAUACGGAUCUCAACCUCCUUUAGAAUUGAUAAGGCAAUGGAUAGACUAUAAGUAUUGGUUUAAUAGAAAGAAUCAACAAAAAAUCUACGUUCAAAAUACUAUACUAAUGGCCGCUAUGGGACCACCUGGUGGGGGACGUCAAGUUAUAUCUCCUCGGACACUUAGUCGGUUUACUAUAAUCAAUAUGACAUUCCCUACAGAAGCUACUAUUGUUCGUAUAUUUGGCACAAUGCUAAAGCAAAAACUUGAAGACUUUGAAACGGAGAUUAGAGAAAUAGGACUCAAAGUUACUCAGGCAACUAUUACAUUAUACAACGACGUCGUUGUACGCAUGUUGCCAACGCCUGCAAAAUCCCAUUACUUAUACAAUUUACGUGAUAUAUCAAGAGUGUUUCAAGGCUUGCUACGCAGCCAUCCAGAAGCUCAUACGAAGCGAUCAAUGUUCUUGCGAUUAUGGGUGCAUGAAUGCUUCCGUGUAUUUAGUGAUCGGUUAGUCGACGACAAUGAUCAAGGAUGGUUCUUGAAUGAAAUGAACGACGUAUUGGGAAAGUAUAUGGAGAUAACUUUCCAUAGUUUAUGUCCAAACAAAACCAUACCUAUAUUUGGAGAUUUUAUUAGUAAUUUAGGCUACUACGAAGAUUUUGUUUUUGAAACGUUACGUAAAUUUAUUUUAAAUCAAUUAGAUGAAUAUAACAACUUUCCCGGGAUGACACGCAUGAACAUUGUUUUCUUUAAAGAAGCAAUUGAACACGUCACACGAAUAGUACGAGUUAUUUCUCAACCACGGGGUCACAUGUUAAAUAUUGGCAUAGGUGGAUCGGGCAGGCAAGUUUUAGCAAAAAUGGCUGCUUUUAUUUGCGAAAUAGGAAUAUUCCAAAUUGAAGUUACCAAGAAAUACAAGUCACAUGAAUUUAAGGAAGAUCUAAAGAAUUUGUAUAAAUCUACAGGUGUUAAACAGCGGCCAACCAUUUUCAUUUUCUCUGGAGAGCAAGUUGUUGAAAAUACUUUUUUGGAAAUAAUCAAUAAUAUGUUAAGCACUGGAGAAGCCAAUUUGUUUAAAGCAGAUGAGUUUGAUGAACUCAAAGCUGAAUUGGAACGUCCAGCUAAAAAGGCUGGUGUUAUGAUUACCACUGAAUCUUUAUAUAACUUCUUUAUGCAAAAUGUGCGAGAAAAUAUGCACAUUGCUAUAGCCAUCAGCCCAAUAGGAGAAGAAUUUAGAAGUUAUUUACGACAGUAUCCUGCACUUAUUAGCACAACAACUCCUGAUUGGUUCCGGCUUUGGCCGCAAGAAGCAUUGCUUGAAGUUGCACAAAAGUUUUUAGCUGACUUUAGCAUUAAUGUUCCAGUUCCAGGAAAAGAAAAUGAAGUCCAUCGUGAUAGUUUAGUUGAGACUACUGAAGAUGUUCUUCAAAGAUCAGUAUCUUAUGUAUUUUCAGUUAUUCAUUCAAGUGUGGCUGAUGUCUCUGAACGAAUGUGGCUUGAAGUAAAACGGCGCAACUAUGUUACUUCACCUACUUAUUUGGAACUUGUUACUGGAUUUCAGAGGUUAUUAGAAUACAAGCGAGGUGAAAUUAGCGCUAGUGCAAACAAGCUACGAAAUGGCUUAUGGAAAAUUGCAGAUACCCAAGAAAAGGUAACCUCAAUGUCUGAAGAACUGAAAAUUAGUUCUGAACAAGUAAAAGUCCUUGCGAAGGAAUGCGAAGAAUUUAUUGCAGAAAUUGAGGUUCAAAAAGCUCAAGCAACCGAAAGAAAAGAAGAAGUCGAUGCAGAAGCAGUAAUUAUUAGAAAAGAAGAGGUCAUAUGUAUGGAACUAGCAGCAACUGCUCAAGCAGACUUGGAAGUAGUGAUGCCAAUGGUUGAUGCUGCCAUUAAGGCGCUUGACGCAUUAAAUAAAAAAGAUAUUGCGGAAGUGAAAUCAUAUGGUCGACCUCCUAUGAAAAUUGAAAAGGUAAUGGAAGCUGUUCUAAUACUACUUGGUAAAGAGCCAACGUGGGAAAAUGCUAAGAAAGUUCUCAGUGACCAGAACUUCUUAAACGAUCUGAGGUUCUUUGAUCGUGAUAAUAUUUCCGACAAAACUCUUAAACGAAUCGCAUUGUACACAAAGAACCCCGAACUAGAACCAGAUAAGGUAGCUAUUGUGUCACUAGCCUGUAAGUCGCUUAUGCUUUGGAUUAUAGCAAUUGAAAACUAUGGUAAGGUUUAUCGAAUAGUUGCUCCAAAACAAGAAAAACUAGAUAAUGCAAUGCGGUCUUUGGCUGAAAAACAAGCUAUGCUAGCUGCAGCUAAAAAGAGGUUACAAGAACUGAUGGAUCAAAUUGCGGAGUUAUAUCGCCUAUUGAAUGAAAAGAUUGAAAUGCUGAACGAAUUACGGAUAAGAGAAGAAAAGCUACGAAAACAACUAGAACGCGCCAUUAUUUUAGUCGAAUCAUUAUCUGGAGAACAACAACGUUGGAUCGAUACUGUUGCCCAACUGGAUUUGGCAUUUGAAAGAUUACCAGGAGACUGCCUCAUUGCAACAGCGUUUUUAUCAUAUUUAGGCCCAUUUGACACAAAAUACAGAACAAUACUUCUAGAGCAAUGGAAUAAAUUAAUACUUGAUAAUGGUAUUCCAGCAACAGAUGAAUUAAACAUAACUCUUUUUCUAAGUGAUGCAGUUACAAUUCGAGAGUGGAAUAUCCAAGGUUUACCAGCAGACGAUUUUAGUACAGAAAACGGUGUCAUUGUAAAUAGAGGUCAACGAUGGCCAUUAAUUAUAGAUCCCCAAAUGCAAGCAAACACUUGGAUUAAAAACCUUGAACCGGAGUUAUUGGUAUCCGACUUCGGACAAUUUGAUUAUUUAAAGACAUUAGAAACAGCUUUACAAGUCGGUGCUCCCGUUCUACUACAAAAUGUUGGAGAGCAAAUAGAUCAGGCCAUUAAUCCAAUUCUUCGAAAGAGCUUCACAAUUCAAGCUGGACAAAAGCUAAUCAAAUUUAAUGAUAAAUACAUUUCAUAUAAUAAUAAUUUCAGGCUAUAUUUAACAACCAAAAUAGCAAAUCCUCACUAUCCACCGGAAAUUGCUUCAAAAACUACAAUUGUCAACUUCGCUGUUAAACAGAGUGGAUUGCAAGCGCAACUGCUUGGAAUAAUAGUGAGAAAAGAAAAACCAAUUCUUGAGGAACAAAAAGAUGAUCUUGUACUAACAAUUGCGAAACACAAACGCACUCUAAUUGAUUUAGACAACGAAAUUUUGCGUUUAUUAAACGAGAGCCGUGGGUCAAUACUUGAAGACGAUGAGCUAUUCUCAACACUCCAAAAAUCUAGACAAACUUCAGUUUUAGUAAAAGAAUCUCUAACUACCGCAGAAUUUACUGAGAUUGAAAUUGAUGGUGCUCGACAAGAAUAUCAGCCUGCCGCUGAACGUGCAGCAGUAUUAUUUUUUGUACUCAUGGAUAUGUCGAAGAUUGACCCUAUGUACGAAUUUUCCCUGGCUGCUUAUAUACUCCUGUUUACUCAAUCCAUAGAUCGUAGUCCACGUCAUAACAUCGUUUACGAGCGAAUUUUACAUAUAAAUGAUUACCACACCUACUCAGUAUAUAAAAACACAUGUCGAGGAUUGUUCGAGGUACAUAAAUUGUUGCUGUCGGUGCAUAUGGCUGCCAAAAUCUUAGAUUGUGCAGGAAGACUAGUAGAAGCAGAGUACGAGUUUAUUCUGAAAGGUGGAAUUGUGCUAGAUAGACAAGGCCAAGCACCUAAUCCAAACCAAAAAUGGAUUAGUGAGCAAUCUUGGGAUAAUGUAAGUGAACUCGAUAAAAUUGCUGGCUUUCAUGGAAUUGUCGAUUCCUUUGAACAAAACAACUAUAAUUGGUCAGUUUGGUACGCAACUACAAGUCCAGAGAGUGAAGAUCUCAUUGGGGAGUGGAACGAAAAAUUAACCGAUUUUCAAAAAAUUUGUGUUGUCAGGUGCUUGCGACCGGAUCGUAUAUCAUUUUGUUUUACCCAUUUUGUUGUAAGUGUUUUGGGAACGCGGUUUGUUGAACCACCUGUAUUAGAUUUGAAAGCAGUUUUCGAAGAAUCUAUGGCACAAACUCCACUAAUAUUUGUACUUUCACCUGGUGUGGAUCCAACGCAAUCACUUAUGACUUUAGCUGAACAAUUAAAAAUGACUUCGCGAAUGUUCUCACUUAGUUUAGGGCAAGGUCAAGCACCUGUAGCCACGAAACUUAUAAUGGAUGGCGUCCGCGAUGGGAAUUGGGUAUUUUUAGCAAACUGUCAUUUAUCACUUAGUUGGAUGCCCACGCUAGAUAAAAUAAUUGCUACUAUGCAGUCAAUGAAAAUUCACAAAAGGUUUCGUUUAUGGCUGAGUUCGAGUCCAAAUCCAGAAUUUCCAAUCUCAAUUUUGCAAACCAGCAUUAAAAUGACUACAGAGCCACCGAGAGGAAUCAAAGCAAAUAUGAAACGCUUAUAUAAUACACUAUCUGAUGUUAAUUUAGAACAAUGCAAUGACCCAUCGAAAUACAAAAAACUGAUAUUUUCGUUAUGCUUCUUCCAUUCCAUUUUGCUCGAAAGAAAAAAGUUCCUUCAACUAGGCUGGAAUGUAGUUUACAGUUUCAAUGAUUCUGAUUUUGAAGUGUCUGAAAUAUUACUGGCCUUGUACUUAAAUGAAUAUGAAGAAACCCCAUUUGGAGCAUUACGGUUUUUAAUUGCCGGUAUUAAUUAUGGAGGACAUAUAACCGAUGAUUGGGAUCGUCGUUUGUUAUUAACUUAUAUUAAUCAAUUUUUCAAUGAAGAAGCAUUAACACAAUUGAGAUAUAGACUUUCAACACUUCAGAAUUAUUAUAUACCAGGGGAUGGUGAUCAUCAAUUUUAUCUAGAUCAAAUUUCACAGUUACCUAAUUUCGAUAAGCCCGAAGCAUUUGGUCAGCAUCCGAAUGCUGAUAUUGCCUCACUAAUUGGUGAAGCUCGAAUGUUAUUUGAAACACUCUUAUCCAUGCAGGGACAAGCAGCUACAGCAGUCGGAGAAAACAAGGAAACGAGAGUAUUGCACUUAGCUUUUGAUAUCUUAAUAAAUACUCCAGAAGAAUUAAACUACGAGCAAACUUCUAAAAUUAUUGGACUCAAUCGAACUCCUUUGGAAGUUGUGCUUUUGCAAGAAAUUGAACGAUACAACGUGCUUUUAGGAAACAUUAAGGUACAUUUAAGAGAUCUUCAGAAAGGAAUAAAAGGCUUAGUCGUAAUGAGCACUGAUUUGGAGGAAAUAUUUCAUGCUGUUUACGAAGGACGAGUUCCUCUUGUGUGGCUUAAAGCUUAUCCAUCUCUAAAACCAUUGGCCGCGUGGUCUCGCGAUCUAUCCCUUCGCAUAGAGCAUUUCUUUUUUUGGUCAAAAACAUUGCGACCACCAAACCUAUUUUGGUUAUCAGCAUACACAUUUCCAACUGGUUUUCUGACAGCAGUUUUACAAACAUCUGCGCGAGCAACUCGUACACCUAUUGAUGAGUUAUCUUGGGAUUUUCAUGUGUUUAUUGAAGAGGAUGCAGCAGCAGCACGUAUUGUUCGUGAAGGUGGUGGUGUGUACGUGCGUAGUUUAUUCCUUGAAGCGGCUGGCUGGCAACGUAAAAUGCAAUGUUUGCAAGAUCCACUACCUAUGGAACUGGUCUGUCCAAUGCCUGUUGUACAUUUUAAACCAGUUGAAAGCUUAAAGAAGAAAACAAGAGGAGUGUAUCAAUGCCCAACAUAUUAUUAUCCAAUUCGUUCUGGCUCAUAUGUGAUAGCUGUGGACCUCAAAUCGGGGGUUGAAAAAGGGGAGUUUUGGACUAAACGCGCAACAGCGCUCCUUUUGAGUUUAAGCACUUAACAAUAUUUUUUUUUAUAUAA
Molecule: messenger RNA, 13528 nt
Organism: Teleopsis dalmanni
Lineage: Eukaryota; Metazoa; Arthropoda; Insecta; Diptera; Diopsidae
Gene: kl-2
Product: dynein heavy chain 2, axonemal
Exons: 16
Coding region: 39-13508 (4489 amino acids)
Biological process (GO): microtubule-based movement
Cellular component (GO): dynein complex
Molecular function (GO): dynein light intermediate chain binding; ATP hydrolysis activity; minus-end-directed microtubule motor activity
Source: RefSeq, a predicted model, not a curated record